UAUUUGUGUUACUGGGUACCCGGCUGCUCUCCCCUCACCCCCCGACUUGUAACCUCGUUGACGGCUAGGCCGCUGCAUGUCCGAUCCCAGGAACCAAUUGGUACUCGACAAACCCCCAUAUCAUGCAUGCCGCCUCCUGAACCUGUCUUGUCCAUCCCUUCCGGACGAGUUGAUCCCCACAGGUGCCAAAGUUCUCAGUGUGUGGCCCCUCACACGGUCAGUGGCUGCUCGCGGAACCAAUCCCACCACUAGAGGACGUAACUCUGCCUGUCUUCGUCCCCUCGCGCCGCCGACCGCUCUCGUCUAAGUCGGACGAAGCCCCCGUCACCAUGCACAACCAUAUCACACCCUCUGUGGGCGUGGACCAGGAGAGCCACCUUUCGCCCAACAACACAUAUGCUCCUGAGAACUGGGUCGACAUGAGUUCCUUUCAGAAUCAGACCACAAUGCCGGACUACGGAACCGGGUAUGGCUUCAUGCCUCCCAUAACUCAUGGCCUGCCCUCAGAAUCGCUCGGGAGGAUGCCGCCGCCGCCCCCUCCGCCCCAGCCCCUUCACCAGCAGUCUCCCGCGACUCACACGCAGCUCCCGAUGCUCAUGAUGCCUCAUCCGACAUGGCCGAGCAUGUUGACGAAUCCGAACAACUAUGGCCCGCCGCACUCCGCUCCACCUGUCCCCAUCCCUUCCAUCACAGCGCCGCUCAAGACGUCCAAGCUGCCCGCCAUUCAGACUACAUCGCAGCCGAGGAAGACCCUGACAGACGAGGACCGCCGGGCCAUGUGUCAGUAUGCCGAGGACCAUCCGACCGCGAAGCAGACGGACAUUGGCGCCCGGUUCGGCGUUGAGCGGAGUACCGUAUCCAAGGUCUUGCGAAAUAAGGAAAAGUACUUGAACUCGGAGGAGCGGAGUAGCUCUCCCGUCAAGCGCAGCAGCAAGGGGAAGGGCGCCAACGUUGAGAAAGCAUUGAUCAAUUACGUCCAGAAAGCCAAAAAGAACGGCAUCGCGGUGACGAGCGAGGCCCUGAAGGAGAGGGCCCUCGCCUUUACGUCCCUCGCCAGCGGCGACUCGCUUAUGGAAUUUACCAGCUCGGCGUGGCUUGAGAAGUUCAUGUCCAAACAUGGCAUCGGCUCAGGCAAGUUGACGCGCCGUGCGUCAGAGACCAACAUACCGGACAGCGUCCGCGUCUCCGGCUCACCGGCGCUGGCGCCAUCCCAACCGCAAAGCGCCAUUUCCCCCGCUUCCCCGGCAGGCCACCUAUCGCCGUCCCCGUUAUCCGCAAGUAAGAGCGACGAGGAGAAGGAAAACAUGAACCACCUUAUGGGCUUUGCAGCAGACAGCACCUACCGGCACUCGAAUUCACAAAGCACGACGUCCCUGUCUAGCAGCUUUACCGAUGCGGCAACGCCGGCCUUCUCUGGGAGCGCAAUAAGCCCUACUGCCUCCUUCAACUUCUCGCCGGACCCGAACGUUGGAGCAUUCCUCCCCGCAGACCAGGGCAGGCAAGUCCCGCCCCACGGCGCCGGCUUUCAGCGACCACGCAGCCAAACUUUCCCCACUCUCGAUCUCGAGUACUUGAACCAAGCACAGCCUACGGAGCCCGAAACUCCCAAGUAUCAUGUCCCGUCCACUGCGCCGUCGUCGGCCCUGGAGUCGUCAAGUAGCGGGCCGAUCUUUGGCUUCGAACAGGCAGUAUCCCCUCCUCAGCUCCGCCGCAGCAGCAGCAACAGCAGCAUCGCUGGCCGCUCAUCAGCGACUCCCGUCACCUCGAGUGCUAUCGGCUCGUCCCCAGGCUCCCCGACACAGGAGGACGCACGAAGGGCUGCCGACACUCUGCUCUCUUUCAUCACAAACGCCAGUGGACUUGUGGACCAGAACGAGUACAUGGCCGUCGUGAGGCUAACUGAGAAGCUGCGCCUACACCAAAGUCAGGUCACCAAGGCUGCAGCCCACGGGAUGGGAGGGCUGUCACGGAUCCCCGAGGGCGACAGCGAAAUGCCCAAUGCACCACCCGUCAUGAUGAAAAUGGAGUCUACCAUGAGCGCAUAGGGGGUUUGUCUCUGCCUAACCUCGAGCCUUCGAGAAGAGCAAAAGAGGCCACUGGGAGCAGCCGUACGGCCAUGAAUAACCCGGCCACCUACCAUCUUGGGGACAGAGUAGGCACCAGAGU
This is a messenger RNA of Thermothelomyces thermophilus ATCC 42464, 2166 nucleotides long. RefSeq lists its product as uncharacterized. Gene Ontology annotation, molecular function: DNA binding. Bases 330 to 2045 code for a protein of 571 amino acids. The transcript is spliced from 2 exons. NCBI's taxonomy places the organism in Eukaryota, Fungi, Ascomycota, Sordariomycetes, Sordariales, Chaetomiaceae. The record is from RefSeq and is a predicted model, not a curated record. Gene Ontology annotation, cellular component: nucleus.